UAUAAGAAACAAGCCAAGGAGCCGCUUGCCGCUGGCAGAAACUUGCCGAAGGUGCUCGGUGGCGUCACCCCUUCCCCCUGGUGGACCUGCGGGCCUGCCGAGUCCGGGGAGGAUGAGGUCGUCCUGCGUGCUGCUCGCCGCGCUGGUGGCCCUGGCCGCCUACUACGUCUACAUCCCGUUGCCCGGCGCCGUGUCCGACCCCUGGAAGCUGAUGCUGCUGGACGCGACUUUUCGAGGCGCACAGCAAGUGAGUAACCUGAUACACUACCUGGGCCUGAGCCACCACCUGAUCGCGCUGAAUUUUAUCAUCAUCGCAUUCGGCAAGAAAGGCGCCUGGUCGUCGGCCCACGUGAAGGUGACCGACACCGACUUCGACGGCGUGGAAGUCAGGGUGUUCGAAGGCUCGCUCAAGCCGGGAGAGUCCCUGAAACGCGGCCUCAUCUACAUCCACGGCGGAGGGUGGGCCUUGGCCAGCGCAAGUAGGUGUCCUGCUCCCUUUACACCUGUUAGAUACUACGAUGAGCUGUGUGCGGCAGUGGCUGAGGAGCUGAAUGCUGUUGUUGUCUCCAUUGAAUACAGGCUGGUUCCCAAGGUGUAUUUUCCGGAGCAGAUCCAUGACAUAGCCCGUGCCACCAAGUAUUUCCUGCAGCCCGAAGUCCUACAGAAGUACAUGGUUGAUCCGGGCAGAAUCGGCAUUUCUGGUGACAGCGCUGGUGGGAAUUUGGCUGCUGCCCUGGGACAACAGUUUGUUCAAGAUGCCAACCUGAAACCUAAGAUCAAACUGCAAGCUUUAAUUUAUCCGGUCCUCCAAGCAUUGGAUUUCAACACACCCUCUUAUCAACAAAAUUCACACACCCCAAUCCUGCCCCGCUACGUCAUGGUCAAGUAUUGGGUGGACUACUUCAAAGGCAACUAUGACUUUGUGCAAGCGAUGAUUGUCAACAAUCACACGUCCUUGGACGUGGAAGAGGCUGCUGCCCUCAGGGCCCGGCUAAACUGGACGUCCCUCCUGCCCCCCUCCAUCACCAAGCACUACAAGCCCGUUGUGCCCACGACGGGUAAUGCCAGGAUCAUCCAGGAGAUUCCUCAGUUGCUGGAUGCCCGGUCAGCCCCGCUCAUUGCUGACCAGGAAGUUCUCCAGCUUCUUCCCAAGACCUACAUCCUGACCUGUGAGCAUGAUGUCUUGAGAGACGACGGACUCAUGUACGCCAAGCGCUUGGAGAGUGCCGGUGUGGAUGUGACCCUUGACCACUUUGAGGAUGGUUUCCACGGCUGCAUGAUCUUCACCAGCUGGCCCACCGACUUCUCCGUGGGCAUCCGGACCAGGAACAGCUUUAUCAAGUGGCUGGAUCAGAACCUGUGAAGAUGGGGGAACUCAGGGGAGGCUCUGUCCGUCUCCAUCCCCACACCUGCUUUGGCAAGAUGUGCCCCCUUUCUGUUGACUUUUCCCACCCACCUGCCCGCUCUGACCUCCUGAGUUUCAUCAUCUGUGUUGCCUGUGGACGAACUGGGGUAACUUACAUGCAAACAUGUCAUACUCAGCUCCCAGCCUGGGUUGCCCUUUCUGUGCUUAUUAUUGCAUCCGACUUCUGCAGAUAACCAGACCCGGAGCUGGGAGCCGCUUCUGUCCCUGCCUCCCUCAAGCUGUGUGUUUCAGGAGCAAUUUUCCAGCUGUGGAUGAUGCAAUGCCCUUUGACGUGUUGAGAGAACAUGAGCUCUGCAUGAGCUUUACCUGGUGGCAGACAGUGGUGAGCGCGUGCGCUUUCAGGUCUGUGCUGGGAUCCUGCGCCCUUGGGUCUUUGUGGAUGGAAAAUUUUGCUUCUGUGGGAAUCCUGAGCAAAGCUUUCCAGACAGAACAAGUAUCUCAAAGACUUUCUUCUUCUCGAGUGUUAAUUUUAUGAGCUAGCUCUAAGUCCAGUUGGAUUAAAAUAAUACUUGAAAGCAACCUUCUACCAAUUGUGAUUAGAAAAUAAGACAUGCAUGCACAGGGUAUCUUCCACGUUGUGAAGUUGUGUUUUUGGAUUAUGCCGUCUCCUUGAGGAUGUCUUUUGUGAACACAUUUGCUUAGAUUUAGGCUAAAUAUUUCAUUAUAGAAAGGUAGAACCAGGCAAGUUAAACAAUUUCAUAUUUCAUGACACUCCUUUUGACCUAAAUUACCAAGAGCAGUAGGUAUAUAUUUGACUUAGGCAGGGAAGAAAAUAUAUGUACUGUUUGUGUAAAAUGAUGAAAAAUAUCUGUGGGUGAUUUAGUCUGUUCUUAAAAACUCAACUUUUUCACUCCUAUGGCUAAAAUGGGGGCUAUUUUGGUAUAAUAUAAUACACUGUUUAUUUUUUCAAGUUAUUUAUCGUAAACCUAUGUGGCUAAUAUACAUAGCUAGAAUUAAACAUUUUUGGAAAUAAAUGUUUAAAUAACAGCAUUUAAAAAACCUACUUUAGAGUUAUACCCACAUUUAAUUUUAUGGAAAGAAAUAAAUUAUUAAUAAUACUAUAUCUUAGGCAUAAAUAUUUUGACAUUUAUAUGCAGAUACAAGUAAAAAUAAUUAGAAAAUAUGAUAGCAUCAAAUAAACACAUUAAGUUUCCACAGAUUAAGAAUCCCCAAACCAAAAAUCCAAUGUUUCAUUCUGAACUCUUUGAGCACUAACAUUUUGCCAGAAGUGGACAAUUUGCCAGAAGUGCAAUAUGCAAUAUUACUGAUUAUGUUGUCUAAAAUUGUCUUCAUGCUAUACAUACAAAAAUAUAUAUAUAAUAGACAUCAAUGAGUUUCUUACUUAGACUUAGGUCCCAUCCCCAAGAUAUCUCAUUAUGUGCAUGCAAAUAUUCCAAAAUUAAAAAAAAAAAAGCCAAGUGUGACCCAUCUGGUUCCAAGCAUUUCAGGUGAGGGAUGGUCAUGGUGCAGACAUUCGCUGCACAACUCUGCUCUUCGUCAGAGGAACCACGACUCAUGUUCUUCUGGGUGAAGGAUUCACAUCAGUUCCUGGUGCCUGACCUCCUCCCCUCGGUGCUCACCCUCCCGCCCCCAGUCCCAGCUGCCGCCAAAGGUUCACUUCACACUCAGUCGUCACUGGCAGAGGGGACAUCCUUGGCCUGGCUAGAAACUCCAAUUCUGAGUAGAGCUGAGUCGUUCUGCUCUCCUUGCGGCCACCCUUCCUGCUCUCCCACUCCAUGCUACUGUUCAGGAGUGGCGAGAGCAGCGCGGCUGAGGAAUGAAGGAUACAAGGUCCCCAGGAAAGAAAGCUGAACCUCUUUAUUGCUGCGAAGGAUGGCUCUUCCAGCCAUGAAACAGCGAAUGAAAAUUUCCAGGCCUAUUUCUUCAUGUAUUACAACAGUCAAUAGCAUGUGAUAUCCAUCAUAAGUUGAUACAACAGACGAGUGUGUGUCGAGUAAUGCAUGCUAACUUGCUUAGGCGGGUCAUUUACCAUCCUGGACCUCUUCUUAAAUCAGCUGGCUUGGUCACCUGAUCUUUUCAGUCUGUUGGUUGCAAAUCCGAACCGUUCUGAAAGAUUGGCCAGUCACACUGACACCCUUCGCAGUGGUUUUACAGUGGGCCAUAAUCCCAUAUGCACAGGCACAUUCAUCAUCAGAGAUUUUUAUUGGACUUUGGGGUCUUACUCUUUGACACCUAUUCUCUUCCUAAGCUAUUACUCCUUUUGACACCAUCUUUGGUGGACUUAUUUUGAGUUUAUGCACCUUUAUAAAAGACGAUGCCUAAUAUUUGCACACAGUACUUUAAGAUAACACUUACUUUUUAACCAGAAUUGUGAGGUGAAUUCUAAAGGAAUUACAGGUAAUUACGGAAAACAAAUGAUUACAGAUUCCUAAGAGUCUCAGAUGAAAGGGAGUGAAAAAAAAGGGGGUCAACCACUGUUUCUGAUGAAAUACUUGAGUUUUAUUGUUCUUUGCGUUUUUAUUCUUAUAAAAAAAUUUAUGCUCUGUGGAUUGAUCCUUUUUAGUAUUGUAACUGUUUUGUUUUCCUAUUUUAUGAAAAAUGUUGCUAAUCUCUUUGUAAUGUCAUUGUUGUCUAUGAAAUACGAACAUUAAUAUAUGAAGAACAACCUUAAAGUGCUGAACAAUAUAGAGAACUAUAAAUUAAUCUUAGUGUUUGAUCAUUGAUUUGUAAAAAUUUCAAGGCUAUUGUGUAACUGUCAUGAUGGAGACAAUAUUUUAUGCAUGAACUUUUAACCUUUGAUAUUUUGUUUACCUCCCAUGACAAAGCUGGGGGGGGGGAAGGGACAGAUUUUAUGAAGGACUUUAGCAGCAAAUAUAUUUUAUAAACUGAAAAUCCAGAGUGGGGAUAGGAUGUCAGUUAUCUGUUUUGAAUCAUGUUUGGAAAUAAAAUGGCUCCAUCUGGGAA
This is a messenger RNA of Ochotona curzoniae (black-lipped pika), 4351 nucleotides long. It is a transcript of the gene NCEH1, whose product is annotated as neutral cholesterol ester hydrolase 1. NCBI's taxonomy places the organism in Eukaryota, Metazoa, Chordata, Mammalia, Lagomorpha, Ochotonidae. The transcript has 5 exons. Gene Ontology annotation, cellular component: membrane. Bases 113 to 1363 code for a protein of 416 amino acids. Gene Ontology annotation, molecular function: carboxylic ester hydrolase activity. The record is from RefSeq and is a predicted model, not a curated record.